GUUCUCAUUAGUUGUGUAAAGAUCCUCUGCAGCAAAAGCGCUGAAGCACGCACACGCACAUAAACAUCCAAACAUACAUUAACAGAUAAUAAAGGCACAAACAAGCACAAAAUUGUGAUAAUCAUUUAGAAGACUGCAGCCCUCUGUCUCCAGUGCAGGCUCAGAGGUUAGGUCUCAUGCCAAACAAACACAACAGAGGACAUAAUUACACUCUUAAUACUUACGUAGUACAACUAUUAUCCUUCUACAAAGCCGCCUCCUCCUCCUCCUCCCUCGGCAUCACUCCACACCCGGGAUCACGCCUGUCCUCUUUCUCCCACCCUCACUCUCUAUCUCCUUUAUAACCCAUCACUCCCAUCUCACUGCUCUCACUUAUUCUUGCUGUUUCAGCUUGGACGCAUUUGUUUUCCUGGGACUGAACUGAGCACCUGCUGACACAAUGCUAUUGGGCUUUUAUUAGAAUCUGGAUUUCUAAGUUGUGUUUUUGUGUUUUUGGGGGGGAGGCGGGUAGAUUUUACUAAUUUGUCCUGUUAAAUUGGAGACAAGGACUAAUUUUUGUAUUUAAAACGAUGGGUUUUGCAUGAAUUUGUAAAACGUCCUUGCGAGCAUGCUUUUGCUGUCACUGACAGCACUAAAGAAGAAACUGAUGAACGACUUUGCUGAUUAAAGUUUGGACAAAUUUUGGUCAAACAAAAAGGAGGAACAACAGGAUAUCACAGGAUUAUGAACUGAUAUGUGGGGAUCAUCCCCAGACCCUGGACCAGACGCAUAAACCAACACUACACCAAACACACACAGACAGACAGACCAUUUUAACUGUGGAGACGGGCAGCGUGCUGUCCAAAGACCCAGCCUGACGCACGGAGACGGACAGACAGAUAUACAGUCUGAUGCCAACUGUCUCCACUGUCAAUCUCACGGCACCACUCCUCCUCCUGUUGCUAUGGGCAACCCACCCCACCAUGGCAACCAACUGGCUCUCCCUGGCGAGGCUGCCUCGCUCCAGGCCCGUGUCCGGUGCUGCCCCAUGCGCACGGCUGAGGGGGCUGACCCCGGGGCAGGUGGGGGUGUGCAGGGCACGGGGGGAGGUCAUGGAGUCCGUACGCAAGGCAGCAGAGAUGGUCAUAGAAGAGUGCCAGCAUCAGUUCAGGAAUCGCCGUUGGAACUGUUCCACCACCCCACGUGGGAUCAAUGUAUUUGGCAGAGUCAUGAACCAAGGCACUCGUGAGGCGGCCUUUGUGCACGCUUUGUCGUCAGCAGCUGUGGCGGUGGCUGUGACCCGAGCCUGCACCCGUGGGGAGCUGGAGAGGUGUGGCUGUGACAGGAAGGUCAGGGGGAUCAGCCCCGAGGGUUUCCAGUGGUCUGGUUGCAGUGACAACCUGUCCUAUGGUGUGGCUUUCUCCCAGACAUUUGUAGAUGAACCAGAACGAGCCAAGGGGAUGUCAGCAGGGCGACCGCUCAUGAAUCUCCAUAACAACGAGGCUGGUCGAAAGGCCAUCCUUCACAACAUGCAGGUAGAGUGUAAGUGUCAUGGUGUCUCUGGCUCCUGUGAGUUGAGGACUUGCUGGAAGGUCAUGCCGCCGUUCAGGCGAGUCGGCGUUGUGUUGAAGGAACGCUUUGAUGGAGCCACGGAGGUCCGCCUGACUCGUAUAGGAUCCAGGACAGCCCUGCUCCCCCGUGACCCCCAGGUCAAACCCCCUGCUGCCAGAGACCUUGUGUACCUUGCGCCCUCUCCAGAUUUCUGCAACCUCGACCCUGACAACGGGAUCCCCGGGACUGCCGGUAGGAGAUGUAACGGUAAGAUAAAUCGCAAGACUGUAUCAGAGAAAAACAAUCGAGAUAAACCAAACUUAUCAAUCAAAGUACUGAAAGUGACAUUGCUGUCUUCUGAAACACAAUCCCAGGAACCUCUCGGCUGGCUCCAGAUGGAUGCGAGCUGGUGUGUUGCGGGCCAGGAUACAGAGCAGGCCGGGCUGAGGUGGUACAGCGCUGCUCCUGCAAGUUUUCCUGGUGCUGCUCAGUCCGCUGCCAGCAGUGCAAGAACACAGUCACUAUUCACACCUGCAGAGUGUAAGACCAGUCCAGACAAGACCAAAACAACCGAGCAGAAAGACCCUGAACAAACCACUAGACAGACACUCCUGAACACAAGAUGGAAUAAGGACAACACAGAUGCCAAAUUAUCAUAAAUUCUAAAGUAGCUUCAAUUCAACUAGUUGGGGCAGCAAAGCUAGAGUUAAGUUUGAGUAUUCUGUUGUAAAAGCUGCAAAGUUAGUGCACAUAUAAAAACAAGAACAAUGGCAAAGCAUCAACAGCAAGUAAGGCACAAACAAAAAUCACUCUGACUUCUCUUGUUCAACACUCCACUUCAAGACACUGAGAUGGAUAAGUGGUCUGUGCCACAUAUGCACACACACACACACAACAGCUACUCUCACACUGAGCUGACAAAGCUUUUAAAGCUGAAUUAACCAGAACUAACAUGGAAAACAUUGCAGCACCAUUUUUAUUUUAUGCAAACUCUUUGUAUCAUAGACUAGCAGGUCGCUCACUGUAUUUAUGUCUUCUUCUCUAUUCUGGUUUAUUUAUUUGUAUAUCUUCACUCCAGCCUGCAGCAGUGGCACCUUAAACAGCAAGAAUAACUUCUACUUAACUUCAGUGUCUGUCUUGUGUUUUGUCCCUCACUGUCAUCUCUUAUGCGUGAUCCUGCACACGCAGUGCUUUUAGGUUUGUGCAAGAAAUCUAAUAAAUACAGUAGUCUUAUCCAACAGAUGUUUCUUGAGUUUUUUAUUGACCUAACUUGUCUAAGAUAGUCUCACUUGAAAUUCUUAAGGCGCAUUGGUUAGCUGCAAAGUUAACGUUACCCUGAGGAGUUUUGGACCACUAAAGGCAGUAGGAAAAAUGUUUUAAUGAGUAAAUGCCUGUCAUAAGGUUGGAGAAUACUGACCGCCAAGAUUCAGGAGGUGUGCCCCUACAUUCAGUGGUCACCCAUAACACCCUUCUCCACAUAGACCCAUAAGGAUGCUAAUGUGUAUCUUUGGGGAGCCAUAAUUCCAGCUUUAUUUGUAUCUUGUGGUGUAAUAACACAUGCACAAACACUCAGCUGAUGUGAUAUAUAUUCAUGCCAACUGCAAAGGGUGGUACAGCGAGUGUAAAGUGACGUGAAACACAGACUGACUGUCGCUGCACCAAAAACCUUGAGAUCCACUGGCAUAAGGCAGAGGAGAAGAAAAAGAUUUUGAGUUUCAAAAUACUAAAAGACUGGCUUUCCUUUAAGAAGGAAAUGUCUUCAGCAUAUCGAGGACACAGAGCGGGGCUCUUCUCUUGCUAAAUGAUCCCUCUCUUAUGAUUUGUUGCACUGGCAGCAUUCUCCCUCAAAUAUACAAAACAAUGGCUACUUUCCAUGUCAUGAAACCAUUUUUAUUAAAAAUAUCCUGUGAUUACAAACACCCAGAAAUUUACUAGCAAAGGUUAUCAUCUCAAUCUCUAUCAAGAUUAAGAUCUAUUGAAAAUAUUACAACUUAAUUUGUUAUAUUAUCAAUCACUCAAAAGUUGGUAGUCUAGCAAUAAAAAAAAUCUGGAUAAAAUAAAAAGUCAAGUUUCAAAAUGAAUAACUGCUAAAACUUUCCCACAACAGAGUCACAGAAUUAAUACAAUAUAAACAAAAGGAGAAUAAAAUAGAAAUUCAUAAGUCACCCAGAGAAGGGAAAUUGGUGAAAAUGCACUUGGCCUCCCAGAAAAGUCACAGGAAGUGGGAAGAAAGUAAUCAUUUCAGACAGCUACCUUUGUUUGGAGUGGCAAUAAUAUCUCUUGUGCUUUCAUUAUUCAAUCUAAAAGGAUCAGAAAAGAAAGCAAAUGGAGUACCACUUAACAUUAAGUUGCCCCUUUUAACCACACUAACCAAAGUUCACUAAAAACUUAAUGUUAAAUGUAACGCAAGCGUUUCCCCGUUUAUAUUUUUCUACACUGGGUUUAAAAGCCCCGAUAGACCGCAAGAGGUAAAAACACAGAGGAGGCCAAAGGCAACUAUAUAAAUGAGUCUUUCUUUUUUUUAGAAAAAAAUGGCACAACAGUGACAGGCAGGGGGGGCCCGCCCCACCUGAAUGUUUGUAGAAAGAACACUGCAAUUUUUAAAAGCUUUCAGAAAAGGAGAUAGGUGACACUUACUGCAUUUACUGCAUGCUGAAGAUUUGCUGCCUCAGCCUCUUUCAAAGUUUAUUUUGAAGGCACAAUCAGUGUACACGUGUAUUAGAAUAAGUCUCAAUGGCA
Messenger RNA from Lates calcarifer (barramundi perch), 4269 nucleotides. It is a transcript of the gene wnt4b, whose product is annotated as wingless-type MMTV integration site family, member 4b. Gene Ontology annotation, cellular component: extracellular region. The coding region runs from base 891 to 2189 and encodes 432 amino acids. Gene Ontology annotation, biological process: cell fate commitment; neuron differentiation; canonical Wnt signaling pathway. The record is from RefSeq and is a predicted model, not a curated record. Gene Ontology annotation, molecular function: frizzled binding; cytokine activity. Lineage: Eukaryota; Metazoa; Chordata; Actinopteri; Centropomidae. The transcript is spliced from 8 exons.